GCAGUUAUUUAUUGCUCUUUAGUUUUUAUCCUUCUCAAACUAAACUAUUCUUUUCACAAUGAAUAACAUGAAUGCUUUCCAAGGAACAGAUGCCGCUUCAUUGGCAUUCAAGGAGAAGUUACUCCAAUUAGCACCAGGAUAUUACCUCGGGGACCUCCACCGUCAUACCUAUAUGACAGCUAAAGAACUAGUAAGCGAAGCGGGCAAUGCAUAUCAAGAAGGUCUCACAGGGGAAGAGCAUAUGGCUGAAGCUGUUGAGUCUGCUCGCCGUAGGAAACCUUCAACGAAAUCGUUUCUUGAUCUCGGCUUGACCAAAGAGAUGAUUCAUGGUACCAGAUCAUCCUUCGAAUCGUCGUGCCAGAAUUGGAUCUCUUCUGUCCGGAUGUCACAUCCAGCAUUCGGGUACUUCAAAUUCUGUUAUUCGUCAUCUGGACAGGUUGAUUACGAGUCUUGUUUCUCGGGUGGCCGUGCUUCUAGUCAUGUCAGUAUUUCAGACAUAAACAGCUACCCUGCCCCAUCGUUCUCUUGGUUGCAUGCACUACCAGAGGUUUUAGUUGCAGAUGAUGGCGAUACCGAGACCUUCAGCGGCACUGAUGAUCGGGCCAUUAAUGACGAGGAUAUGGUUGAAGAUGACGAGUCAAACGAAGUCGUCGAAGUCGUCGAAGCUACUGAUAAUAUUCAUCAGCCAUAUCUCGCAGCUCUGAGAUCGCCUACGGAGACGAAGCCUUUUGCGAGCUUGGCGUAUAAACCACCUCACAAAAGAGACAGUCAUGAUACUUGGCACUCCCGAUCACAAUCUGAUCCAGCUGUUAUUUCGACAAGUGCAUCUUCCCAGGGCGGAGCCAGCCAGAGAAACCAGUCUGAGAGAGACUUAAAAUGGCAGAGAAUCGUGAAUGAGGGAAGAAACCCCUUUACUGGCAGUGCUUACGAACCGCACCGCAGUCGUGUGCCAGCUUCUUUGCCUACCGACCCAGUCCGUUCAGUGACAGAGGGCACUUAUAGCAGACCGCUCUCAACCCAGUCAACCUACAAAGCGACGAGGCAAUACAAUAAGUCAAUUAGAGGUCUUGCCGACAACCUUAACUGCUCGUUAUUUGUCAGGAAUCUCCCAGAGGACGUCCAAUACAAGGAAAUCCUUUGCAGUGAUCACAACGGGAUCCGUAGUAUCUGUUCACAUCCACGAACCUCUUCCUGGGCGUCCGUAUUCCGCUGCAAAAAUCACCUUCAAGUACCCUGAAGGAGCUGCCUGAUUCAUGGCACUAGUGAAUAGUUCCGUAGGUAUCCAGAUUCGCGACCAUCAUCUCGCCGCCGUCUACAAUAAAUACGGCAUGGUCAAACACGCCUGUGAACAUCAAAGUCGUGUUAUCAAUAUUCAUGGGCCUUAUAAACUCAUGACUGAGGGUUUCUGGAGGACAUACUUUGGUAAGGUCACGAAAUAUAAUCUUGAUCACAUUGUGUAUUUGCCGUUUGACCCAAAAAAUAAGGUCAUAAGAUCAAUGGAAUUCCGUUUCUCUAGAAUUGAGGCACAAGCUCAGUCAAUCUUGCUGGCCAUCAUCCAUGAUUUUCGGUUUGAAAGUAAGGUAUUCUGUAAAUAUGGGAUAGAUCCUUGUGGAAGAGACUGGGAGGCUUUGUCUCCUGAGUGAGUGACCUUUGAUAAGGCUUGAAACACUUUGUAGAGAAAACAUACUUUUUAGAUUGAUUAUGGUGUAAUGAAUGGAGAACAAGACAGGUCAAGCGGUUAUUAAUGGCAGAAUAUUUUGGCCGUGAACGAAGACUUACAACAUUAGAAAUAUCUGGUAAAACUCUAGAUAUAUAGCGCAAAGGGAAUGGAGGUAGAAAAUUAAUAUAAAAUUAGCAUUCACAAAUCA
Messenger RNA from Botrytis cinerea B05.10, 1868 nucleotides. RefSeq lists its product as hypothetical. The record is from RefSeq and is a predicted model, not a curated record. Lineage: Eukaryota; Fungi; Ascomycota; Leotiomycetes; Helotiales; Sclerotiniaceae. Bases 59 to 1237 code for a protein of 392 amino acids. The transcript is spliced from 2 exons.